Molecule: messenger RNA, 882 nt
Organism: Eucalyptus grandis
Lineage: Eukaryota; Viridiplantae; Streptophyta; Magnoliopsida; Myrtales; Myrtaceae
Product: dof zinc finger protein DOF3.5-like
Exons: 1
Coding region: 1-882 (293 amino acids)
Biological process (GO): regulation of DNA-templated transcription
Molecular function (GO): DNA-binding transcription factor activity; DNA binding
Source: RefSeq, a predicted model, not a curated record
AUGGAGAGAGCAUGGAACCCAAGUGUUGAGAUGUCACCCAACUGUCCACGUUGUGGAUCUUCCAACACCAAGUUCUGCUACUACAACAACUACAGCCUCACUCAGCCCAGGUACUUCUGCAAAGGUUGCCGGAGGUACUGGACGAAAGGUGGCUCUCUCCGGAAUGUCCCCGUCGGCGGCGGUUGCCGGAAAAACAGGCGGGGCAAGACCAUACGUAUAUCCUCCAGCGCUGCUACUUCAUCAGCUUACCUUGCCGCUGCCAGCAGCCCUUUUGGGAGUGGAUUGUCGUGUGGUUCUAUGUUGAGAGACAGCAAUAGUUCCUUGGCCGAUCCAAGUAGCUCGUCUAAUGGCAGCUCGCAUAUUGAUCUUGCCCUCGUCUAUGCGAAUUACUUGAAUCAGAAGCCCGAACCGGCACACGAAGAGUUGGCCGGUGGUGAAUCCGAUCACCACGACAGUCAGCCUCUGGCAAAUUCAAAGCAAGUUCACGACUUGGACAAUGUCGAAUUGAUGCAUGGAAAUGAGCUUCUUGGAUGCGAGUUCAUUUCUGAGCUUUUUUCUGAGACUCACUUGAGCAAUGGAAAUAACCAGAUGUACCAUCAACCUCAUCAUCAAGCAGGUGACUCUAACAAUCUUAACGGGAUCAUUGAUCAGAUUCAGUCGUGUGAUGGUGGUGAUGCGAGCUACUUUGGCGGGUUGCCACCUUUGCCAAGCCAAGGGGGCGGCACGUGGUUGAAUGACCCUGACCAUUUGAUGAUGAAUCAUGGGUUUGCGAGCACAGAGCUCAUGCCAGUUCUUGGUCCAGAGGCUAAUCCAGAUCUCUUGGCCAGUAACUGGAGGGAAUUUGAUACUUCUAUACAGGAUGCUACUUUCUCCGGGAAUUGA